This is a messenger RNA of Penicillium odoratum, 1593 nucleotides long. Its product is annotated as MFS transporter. Lineage: Eukaryota; Fungi; Ascomycota; Eurotiomycetes; Eurotiales; Aspergillaceae. The transcript is spliced from 2 exons. Bases 1 to 1593 code for a protein of 530 amino acids. Gene Ontology annotation, biological process: transmembrane transport. Gene Ontology annotation, molecular function: transmembrane transporter activity. The record is from RefSeq and is a predicted model, not a curated record.
AUGGCAGCAAUAGUGCGUGUCUUGUCACGCGCCGUGAAUAAACCAUAUAGAACAACACAACUCACCGAUACAACUCCAUAUCUCAACGAAAAUGGCUAUGUCGAUUUUGCACCAGGCGAUAUCGAGAAUCCCCGGAAUUGGUCCGUUGCACGCCGUACCACCAUCACCAUUAGCGCUGUGCUACUAGUCGUGAAUGCAACAUUUGCUUCAAGUUCACCGAGUGGAUGUUUUGAAUCGAUAUCGAAGCAAUUCAAUAUCUCAACUGAAGUCGCCGGCCUCACAAUCACCCUAUUUCUAUUAGGGUACUGCGCCGGCCCAUUAAUCUUCGCCCCAUUAAGUGAAUUCUACGGUCGGCGAUGGAUUUUCUACAUUACUUUCUGCCUUUACAUUGCCUUCAACUUCCUCUGCGCAUUCGCACCAAAUCUAGGAGCCUUACUGGUGGGCAGGUUCUUGACUGGGACAUUUGUGUCGGCGCCACUGAGUAAUAGUCCUGGCGUGCUUGCUGAUCUCUGGGAUCCACUACAGCGUUCGAAUGCCAUGGCUGGAUUCUCGGCGAUGGUGUGGAUCGGUCCUGCGCUUGGACCUGUUGUUGCAGGGUUUCUGGAGUUGAAGGAGGAUUGGAGGUGGAGCUUUUAUGUGUUGCUUUGGUUGGGUGGUGCGACUGCUGUGAUUAUGUUUACUAUCCCGGAGACCUACGCGCCGACUAUUCUGUAUAACAAGGCAAAACGGCUUCGGGCGAAGAAGAUACCGGGGUAUGAAGAUGUGAAGGCUGCAGUCGAGGAUGGGGAUCGGACAUUGCUUGGGAUUUAUAAGGUUGCAUUGACGAGGCCGUGGAUCAUUCUUUUUGAUCCGAUUUCGUUGCUGUGUGCGAUUUAUAUGGCGGUUGUGUACACGUUACUGUAUAUGCUGUUUACCAUCUACCCUAUCGUGUUUCAGGAGAAGCGCGGUUGGAAUUCUGGUGUGGGAGAGUUGCCUUUGGUUGGCACGGUCGUUGGAGCAUUGCUAGGCGCUAGUAUGGUACUGACUGAUACACGAAUCCGUCAACGAAAAAUCAAGACUGGCGAGAGGAAAAUGGAGGAUGCGUCUCCUGAAGAUCGAUUGUUACUUGCGAUGAUUGGAGGUGUGGGCUUUUCUGUUUCGAUGUUUUGGUUCGCGUGGACGGCGGAGUUCAACUCCAUUCAUUGGAUUGUUCCCACGAUCGCCGGCUGCUUCCUUUCUUCUUUUAUGUUGCUUCUUUUUGUAGCAUAUUUGAAUUACCUCGUGGAUGUCUACUUGAUGUACGCAGCGUCCGCAAUUGCGGCGAACACCAUCGCCCGAUCUGCCUGUGGUGCCGCGGCGCCCCUUUUCACACACCAGAUGUUUACCGCGCUGGGCGUCGGUGGAGGAGGGAGCUUGAUAGGCGGUGUAGCUGCAUUGCUGGCCGUGGUUCCAUUCCUAUUCUACAAGUAUGGCAAGCAAAUCAGGAUCAAGAGCAAGUUUGCUCCCACGGCACCGGUCCGACCAAAAGCGGAUGUCGAAAGCAAUCCACAAGGCAUCCAGAGCCCGAUGACAUCUAGUCAAGACGAAGGAAUAGAUCAAGUGGGAGAAAAGUAA